Acanthosepion pharaonis is the source of this 1092-nucleotide messenger RNA. Lineage: Eukaryota; Metazoa; Mollusca; Cephalopoda; Sepiida; Sepiidae. The record is from the annotation of a GenBank genome assembly.
AUGAGUCAGCCCUUCAUGAUUUUUACCAAUUAUCUUCACCCAUCACAUCUGCAACUGAUUCUUAUCCCAUUUCCAUUCUUCUUAUUUCUUUCAUCUUUUCUUUCUUUCAUUUUUUUUUGUUUCAUCAUUUUUUUCAUAUAUAUCAUAUAUUUCCUCUUCCCUUAUUUCUUUCUUCUUUUCUUUCCUUUUCUUACAGUUCUCUUUUUCUUUUUCCUCUUUCCUUACGACAUUCUUCCUUAUACUUUUCUCACUGCUCACUUCUUUGCCUCUUUCUCUUCUUUUAGUUCUCUUUUCUCUCUUUUUGUUAUUCACUCAUUUCCAUCUCCUCUUCUUCCAUUUCUUUUUUCUUUUGUAAAUCUUUCUUCUCUCUCCUUUUUAUUUCUCAUUUUUCUUUUAUCAUUAUUUUUCUCUUUCCAUUUAUAUUUUCUUUCUUCUCUUAUGCUCUUUUCUCUCUCCUUUGAUUUUUCUCUUUUAUUUUUCUUUCUCUUUUCUUCCUUCUCUAAUUGCUCUUUUUUACUCUCAUUUUUCUCUUUUCUUUCCUUUCAUUUCUUUCUUUCUUUUCUGUUUUUCUUUCCUCUUCUUUUCUUCUUCCUCUCCUUUAUUCUUAUUUUUCCCUUACUUUCCAAUUUAAUUUUCCCCCCACCUCUUCCACUUUAUCUCAUCCUUCUUUUCUCUCUAAAGAUUUACUUUCUUUCUUUAUCUACCUUUCUUAUUCCUUUACUUUUUUCUUUACGUUUUCUUUUCAAACUUCUGUUCAUAUCUAUUAAUCUAUCUAUCCCACUCUGUUCAUAUCUAUCUCAACCUGUUCAGUUUUGUUCAUUAUCUAUCUAUUUAUCUAAGUCUGUUCAUUAUCUAUCUAUGCAACUAAGUCUGUUCAUUAUCUAUCUCAGUCUGUUAAUUAUUUCUCUAUUCAUCUAUCUCAGUCGGUUCAUUAUCUAUCUCUCUAUUUAUCUAUCUCAGUAUAUUCAUUAUCUAUUUAUCUACCUAUCUGUUCAUUAUCUAUCUAUCUAUCUAUCUAUCUUAGUCUGUUCAUAUCUAUCUAUUUAUCUCAGUCUGUACAUUAUCUAUCUAUCUACAUGCAUGUAUGUCUAA